Messenger RNA from Priapulus caudatus, 1060 nucleotides. RefSeq names its product trypsin-7-like. The record is from RefSeq and is a predicted model, not a curated record. The transcript has 7 exons. Gene Ontology annotation, molecular function: serine-type endopeptidase activity. Gene Ontology annotation, biological process: proteolysis. The coding region runs from base 34 to 825 and encodes 263 amino acids. NCBI's taxonomy places the organism in Eukaryota, Metazoa, Priapulida, Priapulimorpha, Priapulimorphida, Priapulidae.
GUAGGCACUUGAGUUAGAGCACCAAAACCAACCAUGAAGCUUCUAGUUCUGCUAGCCGUCGUCUGCGCCGCCAGCGCCACUACCCCGAGGUGGCCACGACUUCCCGAAGGAUGGGCUCCCCCGGACACGAAGAUUGUCGGCGGCGAGAAUGCGGACAUUACGGAAUACCCACACCAGGUUGCUAUGUACUUCGGUGGAUCCUUUAGAUGUGGAGGCUCCAUUAUUGGCCCACACACCAUUCUGACUGCUGCUCACUGCGUCUCUGGAUUGGAAAACUACCCCAGUUCCUUCUAUAUCAAACAUGGUGUCACCGAUAUUAGAAACAAUGGAAAUACGCCAGGCGUGAGAAAGAUUCACACGCACGGUUCGUACGGCGAUUAUAAUGGUAUGGAUAACGACGUCGCUACCAUGAUUCUGAGCUCCACCAUUUCAUAUUCUGAAACCGCCAGUCCCAUAGGUUUGGCAGGAACAAACAGCGGAAGUUACGCCGGAGAAGACGCCAUGGUUUCUGGCUGGGGUUCCGUCCGAGAAGGUGGAUAUAUAUCCAACAUCCUCCAGGCUGUGCAAGUACCCGUGAUCACUAACGCACUUUGCAAGAAACAGUACGGAUCAUCUUCUAUUACCGACGACAUGCUGUGUGCGGGAUACCCAGAAGGUGGUAAAGACGCCUGCCAGGGUGACUCCGGCGGACCAAUGAUUUCCAAGAACGGAGGGCAGCAGAUUGGUGUGGUUUCCUGGGGCAGGGGCUGUGCGCGUCCAGGCUACGCUGGUGUUUACGCUCGAGUCUCUACCUUCUAUGAAUGGAUCACGCUGCAUAUGAAUUAGAAUGACUAAACAGAAGCGAAUGGACAAGACACGAAUAUGAAUUUACAAUAUCACGUUAUUCAUCAGACACUUUAAUCACGUUUUGGUUUACCUACAUUUAUUUUCUUCAGCUGAUAUAAUGAUUUUGAUGCCAUCUGUGAUGUAGCGAGAUUCGCAGUUCUUUCUUUGAAAAGUUACAAAUGUCUAAAAUAUUGAUGUGAUUGAUGUAAUUAAUAAAAGUGAUCGUGCAAAAUUA